Molecule: messenger RNA, 4635 nt
Organism: Pelobates fuscus (common spadefoot toad)
Lineage: Eukaryota; Metazoa; Chordata; Amphibia; Anura; Pelobatidae
Gene: TPP2
Product: tripeptidyl peptidase 2
Exons: 30
Coding region: 50-3853 (1267 amino acids)
Biological process (GO): proteolysis
Cellular component (GO): cytosol
Molecular function (GO): tripeptidyl-peptidase activity; serine-type endopeptidase activity
Source: RefSeq, a predicted model, not a curated record
GGAGGCGGGUCCUAGCUGGUUUCCGUUGCGGCCUCGUCCCUUCCUUGUCAUGAUCAUGGCUACCGGUGCUGAGGAGCCUUUCCCUUUCCAUGGGCUUCUACCCAAAAAAGAGACCGGGUCCGCCGCCUUCAUCGGCCGGUUCCCGGAGUAUGAUGGCCGCGGGGUUCUGAUUGCAGUGCUGGACACCGGGGUAGAUCCUGGGGCCCCUGGCAUGCAGGUAACAACUGAUGGAAAACCAAAGAUUAUUGAUAUUAUAGACACAACUGGAAGUGGUGAUGUGAAUACAUGCACUGUGGUCGAACCUAAAGAAGGAGUUAUACUAGGCCUUUCUGGCAGAACAUUAAAGAUUCCUGAAACGUGGAAAAACCCUUCAGGUCAAUACCAUAUUGGUAUUAAAAACGGAUUUGACUUUUAUCCAAAAGCACUCAAAGAGCGUCUGCAGAAAGAACGUAAGGAAAAGCUCUGGGAUCCCGUUCAUCGUGCUGUACUUGCUGAAGCUUGUAGAAGACAGGAGGAGAGUGACACCAAUUUAAAUCCUCAAUCUAGCUUACAUGGCGGGUUUGUAAAAUUGAUAAAAGAAGAUAUUCAGAGCCGAGUGGAACUGCUAAAUUCGUUUGAGAAGAAAUAUAGUGAUUCUGGUCCAGUAUAUGACUGCUUGGUGUGGCAUGAUGGUGAAACAUGGAGAGCUUGUAUGGACACCAGUGAAUGUGGAGACUUAGAAACUUGCAGUGUAUUAGGGAAUUACAGAGAGGCUCAAGAGUAUGGAUCAUUUGGCACAUCAGAAAUGUUGAAUUAUUCUGUCAACAUUUAUGAAGAAGGGAAUGUGCUAUCGAUCGUGACCAGUGGAGGUGCACAUGGCACCCAUGUUGCUAGUAUUGCUGCUGGAUACUUCCCAGAUGAACCUGAAAGAAAUGGUAUAGCCCCUGGAGCCCAGAUCCUUGCCAUCAAGAUUGGUGAUACAAGGCUAAGCACCAUGGAAACAGGCACAGGACUGAUAAGAGCGAUGAUUGAAGCAAUAAAGUAUAAGUGUGACCUCAUCAACUACAGCUACGGUGAAGCAACACAUUGGCCAAAUUCCGGGAGGAUAUGUGAAGCAAUUAAUGAAGCGGUGUGGAAACACAACAUUAUCUAUGUCUCCAGUGCUGGGAAUAAUGGUCCGUGCCUUUCUACAGUUGGUUGUCCUGGUGGAACUACUUCCAGUGUAAUAGGUGUGGGUGCCUAUGUUUCACCGGACAUGAUGGUAGCAGAAUACUCCCUUCGAGAAAAACUACCUGCCAAUCAGUACACUUGGUCUUCUAGAGGUCCAAGUACUGACGGAGCACUUGGAGUCAGUAUAAGUGCCCCAGGAGGCGCUAUUGCAUCUGUGCCAAACUGGACAUUACGGGGAACUCAGCUGAUGAAUGGAACGUCCAUGUCUUCUCCCAAUGCUUGUGGAGGAAUUGCACUAGUUUUAUCAGGUCUGAAAGCAAAUGGUGUCCAAUAUACUGUGCAUUCAGUAAGGAAAGCUUUGGAAAAUACUGCUAUGAAAGCUGAAAAUAUUGAAGUGUUUGCUCAAGGCCAUGGGAUUAUUCAGGUUGAUAAGGCCUAUGACUACCUCAUACAGAAUUCCUCACUGAUCUGUAAAAUAGGUUUUACAGUUACUGUAGGAUCUGCUCGUGGAAUCUACCUCAGGGAUCCAGUUCAGGUCUCUGCACCAUCAGACCAUGGUGUGGGUAUUGAACCAUUCUUUCCAGAGAACACAGAAAACUCUGAGCGGAUCUCUUUACAACUUCAUUUAGCUCUUACAUCGAAUGCAUCCUGGAUACAGUAUCCAAGUCACUUAGAGCUAAUGAACCAGUGUAGACACGUAAAUAUCAGAGUGGAUCCACGCGGUCUACGAGAAGGAGUGCAUUAUACUGAGAUUUGUGGCUAUGAUAUAUCUGCACCAAAUUGUGGUCCACUAUUUAGAAUUCCUGUCACCGUUAUUAUUCCAGCAAAGCUAAGUGAUGCAACAUCAUAUGAUAUUGAAUAUAGAGAUAUCCAUUUCAAGCCUGGACAAAUUCAAAGGCACUUUAUAGAAGUUCCUCAGGGAGCCACAUGGGCUGAGGUUACAGUUACUUCAAAGUCCUCUGAUGUGUCGUCAAAGUUUGUUCUUCAUGCUGUUCAGCUAGUGAAACAGAAAGCAUACAGGAGUCAUGAGUUCUAUAAAUUCUCUUCAUUACUCGAAAAGGGCUCCGUAAAUGAAGCUUUUCCUGUUUUGGGUGGAAAGACUAUUGAAUUUUGCAUUGCCCGUUGGUGGGCAAGUCUUAAUGAUGUCACUAUUGAUUAUACUAUUUCUUUCCAUGGGCUUGCUUGUGGCCUGCAACAGCUAAACAUUCAUGCAUCCGAAGGUAUUGCACGGUUUGAUGUUGGAUCCACAUUAAAGUAUGAGGAAUUGUCUCCCAGCAUUAGCCUGAAAAACUGGGUGCAGACUUUAAGACCCAUUAGUGCCAAGACAAGACCAUUAGGAUCCCGUGAUGUUUUGCCAAAUAACAGACAGUUGUAUGAAAUUAUUUUAACGUAUAGUUUUCACCAGCCCAAAACUGGAGAGGUUACUCCUAGUUGCCCAUUGCUUUGUGAUUUGCUGUAUGAAUCUGAAUAUGACAGCCAGCUUUGGAUUCUGUUUGACCAGAACAAAAGACAGAUGGGCUCAGGAGAUGCUUAUCCCCACCAGUAUUCUGUAAAACUGGAAAAGGGAGACUACACCAUUAAAAUGCAGGUGCGUCAUGAGCAAAUAAGUGAAUUGGAACGUCUGAAAGAUCUGCCAUUCAUCGUUUCUCACAGAAUGUCGAAUACCUUGACUCUAGACAUAUACGAAAGUCACAGCAUGGCUUUACUGGCAAAGAAAAAGGCAAACAGUAUUACUAUUCCACCAAAGCAUACACAGCCUUUUUUUGUUGCUAUGCUACCCGAUGAGAAAAUACCAAAAGGUGCUGGGCCAGGCUGCUACCUUAGUGGCACGCUUACAAUGUCUAAAACGGAACUGGGCAAAAAAGCUGGGCAGUCUGCAGCAAAGCGUCAAGGAAAAUUUAAAAAGGAUGUGAUUUCAGUUCAUUACCACUUAAUUCCAUCUCCGUCCAAACUGAAGAAUGGGAGCAAGGAUAAGGAAAAAGAACCCGAGAAAGAGAAGGAUGUAAAGGAAGAGUUUGCAGAAGCCCUGAGAGACCUCAAGAUUCAGUGGAUGACUAAGCUUGAAACCAGUGAUCUCUUCAGUGAAUUAAAAGAAUCGUUUCCAAACCAUCUUCCGCUGUACGUUGCAAGACUCCAGCAGUUAGAUUCUGAAAAGGAACGAAUUAAAAGAAUCAAUGAAAUAAUUGAAGCUGCCAAUGAAGUUAUUUCACGCAUUGAUCAGACAGCCCUUGCAGUGUUUUUUGCCAUUAAGACAGAUCCAAGUCCAGAUGCAGCCACUAUAAAAAACGACAUGGACAAGCAGAAAAGUACAUUGAUAGAUGCCAUCUGUCGCAAAGGCUGUGCCUUAGCAGAUAAAGUUCUCCACCUGCAAUCUGAAGAGGGUGCUGCAUCAUGUGACUCAGAGGAAAGUGGAGAUGAUCAAGAGGUUAUUUUGGAAACCCUUAAUGAAACCUACUGGGAUGUAGCCAAGUGGGCAGAUCUAAAUGACUCAAAGGUUCUGCCAUUUGUAUACAAGCAUGCUUUAGCAAAUAAAUUCUAUGGACGAGGUAUUAAAUUUGCAACAAAACUCGUGGAAGAGAAGCCAACUAAGGAAAACUGGAAAAAUUGUGUUCAGGUCAUGAAAUUACUUGGGUGGAACCACUGCGCAGCAUUUACUGAGAACUGGAUUCCAGUCAUGUUUCCACCAGAUUAUUGCAUUUUCUGAAAUGUCUAAUCAUUUUAUACAAAAAAUACUUCUGUAUGGGAAGAUUUUAAAAGCUAUUUGCCAAUUUUUCACAUUAUUUUCUUAAGCAUGUUUUCUUUAUUGAAUGGCUAUUGUAAAAUGGUGUGUGUGUUUAAUGGCAGGUGCAUCAAUAUGCAUCUUACGUGUUAACUGGGAUGGGGUGGGAUUGUAGCAUGUCUAGUUGGCUAUUUUUAAGUACAAACUUGUAAAAGAUGAAUUUUACAGUAAACACACUUUUAACAUUUUUUAUGUUACCGUGGUUAUGAAAAGCCUUAAUUUUCUGGAUAGCAGUUGUUUUAUUUAUUAGACAAAAAGCAAUGAAAUACACAUUAUAUGUUUACAUAUAAAUACACCAAUUUGUUUUAUCAUCAAUUUACUCAUUGAUGGCGGAACAAUGUCUGUUAAUCUUUUUUCAUUAGAUGUGCUUUUAUGAGAUCUUUACAAUUAACUUGCUUUGUAAAAAUGAAUUAAAUUAAUACUGGUUACGCCGGCUCUUGCGAUGAGCUGAGACUGUAAGCAAAUUUAUUCAGACAUUGGCAAAAUAUGUCAAAAUAUAUGUAAGUGACGAUAUAGAUGUGCCAGGUGACUUAAUGUUUCUUAAUCAGGUAUUGUAAAGUUAUACAUAUAUGUUUAUCAACCAACAAAACCAUGUAAAAUAAUACGUAACCAAUGCACAGAACAAAUAAUGUUACACUCUGGUAUCUUUUCUUUUUUUUUACAAUUAUAAAAUGUAUGACAUCAUAAAAAUGAUUGACAACUCCAAA